This is a messenger RNA of Closterium sp. NIES-67, 2249 nucleotides long. Lineage: Eukaryota; Viridiplantae; Streptophyta; Zygnematophyceae; Desmidiales; Closteriaceae. The record is from the annotation of a GenBank genome assembly.
AUUCAGGAGCGAGACCAGUCGAUAAGGCAGGCAUGGUCUAUCCGCCAGCUUUCCUCCCAUCCAGAUUUCCAGCCCUCGCUCCAGCGGGGUCUCUGCUCGCAGCCCUUGUUCGAGCUUCUUGAUACAUGACUGUCUGGGACUAUGGCGGGUGGAUGACAGGGCCGCGACAUAUGGACAGCAUACAGCACGUAGUAAAGGUUUUCGUUGACGGAAUGGAUCGCGUAUAAUGACUGAUUAGUAAAGCGCGACGGGACGCCUACAUAUCUUUCAGAAUGCUGCGUGCUGGUCGUUAGAGAUCCGUCAGAAUGCCGGUCAGAGUGACGGGCCGUCAGUCGACGUCGGCUAGUAUCUCUCACAGCCGCGCGGCUCGCACCUUCCUCGUUCAUAAGCUGCGAUCGUGUGUCAAGAUGGGCGACGAAGCGCUAGCGUGCGUUAGAUCUGUGGUUUCUAGCAUUCUAGAUCGUAACUGUAAAUCUUGCUCCCCUGCUGUAAAUCUAGGCGAAAGUGACGCAUUAUCCAGUCGUCGUACGUUGCGGGCUGGCCACAAGGUGCUUCUGCAGAUCGACUGUAGCUGGGUCGCCGCUCGUCCCAUUUGGUCCCCUCGCGAAGCGCGCUUGUUGCGCCGCCGUUGCUGCACGUGUCGUCCUUGCUCCCUUCCCCAUUCCCGCUUCCCCCUUCUCAAUUCCCCCUGCCAGCUGCCCGCUGCCGGCUGCCCGCUUCCCGCUGCACGCUGCACGCUGCACGCUGCACGCUGCCCGCUGCCCGCUGCCGGCUGCCCGCUGCACGCUGCACGCUGCACGCUGCACGCUGGCCGCUUCCAGCUGCACGCUGCUCUAAGUCUGACUGCCAGAGAUCCGACUCUGACCGCCAGCACUCUGAGUCUGACCGCCAGAGCCCUGACUCAGACCACCAGAGCUCUGACUCUUCUGCUGCUAAACCACUCACCUGCACCCGCCCCUGCUGUUGAACCACUCACCUGCACCCUCCCCUGCUGUUAAACUACUCACCUGCACCCUCCCCUGCUGCUAUACCACUCACCUGCACCCUCCCCUGCUGUUAAACCACUCACCUGCACCCUCCCCUGCUAUUGAACCACUCACCUGCACCCUCCCCUGCUUUUAAACCACUCACCUACACCCGCCCCUGCCGCUAAACCACUCAUCUGCACCCUCCCCUGCUGCUAAACCACUCAUCUGCACCCUCCUUUGCUGUUAAACCGCUCACCUGCACCCUCCCCUGCUGCUAAACCACUCAACUGCACCCUCCCUUCUGUUAAACCACUCACCUGCACCCUCCCCUGCUGUUAAACCACUCACCUGCACCCUCCCCUGCUGUUAAACCACUCAUCUGCACCCUCCCCUACUGUUGAACCACUCAUCUGCACCCUCCUUUGCUGUUAAACCACUCACCUGCACCCUCCCCUGCUGCAAUACCACUCACCUGCACCCUCCCUUGAUUGCCAAAUCACGCACCUGCACCCUCCCCUGCUGCCAAACCACUCACGAGAUGAUCAAGCAAGCAGUGGCUGUUUCCCCUUGCCUCCCAACCAAUCACCCCUUUCCUCUCAGGCAACCCGUGCUUCUGAUCGUCCCGUGCCUCCAAAUCAACCCCAUGUUCCCCCAAUCACCCCCGUGUUCCCCCAAUCACCCCCGUGUUCCCCCAAUCACCCCCGUGUUCCCCCAAUCACCCCCGUGUUCCCCCAAUCCCCCCCGUGUUCCCCCAAUCACCCCCGUGUUCCCCCAAUCACCCCCGUGUUCCCCCAAUCCCCCCCGUGUUCCCCCAAUCACCCCCGUGUUCCCCCAAUCACCCCCGUGCUCCCCCAAUCACCCCCGUGCUCCCUCAAUCACCCCCGUGUCCCCCCAACCACCCCGUUCGGCCAACCCUGAAUCCCCAACCAGUGGACAGACAAGAGGACACGGUGGUGGUGUUCUGUGCGACAGCUUACUGCAACACUUCUGCUCUUGCUCAGGUGCCCGUGUUGAAGUCGUGUGCACAGCACAAGUGCAGACAGGUUAUAGCUUCUCCUUCCCUCAGAUUGCCAUGAGGGCUGUCUGUGAUAGAUGAUGUAGAAGUUGGUUACACACUCAGACUUCCCGCUCCACCCUCACCUCUUGUAGGGGAUGCCUUGCAUGCGUGUGCGCCAGGCCCCUAGAUUGGUUUUGAGGCCUCCUGAUGACUCAGGGGUGGCGCUCGUUUUUUGCCUGUAUUUUCAGGACGCCUAGUGGAAACCAAGCUUAUGAGUCAGGACA